Molecule: messenger RNA, 2018 nt
Organism: Terrapene triunguis (Three-toed box turtle)
Lineage: Eukaryota; Metazoa; Chordata; Testudines; Emydidae
Gene: CAMLG
Product: calcium modulating ligand
Exons: 4
Coding region: 58-951 (297 amino acids)
Biological process (GO): tail-anchored membrane protein insertion into ER membrane
Cellular component (GO): GET complex
Source: RefSeq, a predicted model, not a curated record
CUGGCAGGCCCCAUUGUUUUCUGGGGGGCGGAGCCGCUUGUGCUGUUUCUGCUGCGGAUGGAGCCGGAGGCGCUGGCCGGGGUGGAUGGCGGGUCUGCUCCUGGCCCCAUGGGGGUCCCCCCAGUGCUCUCAGUGUCGCAGCGCCGGGCCGAGCUCCGGCGGAGGAAGCUGCUGCUGAACUCGGAGGAGAGGAUCAACCGCAUCAUGGGCUUCCACCGGCCGGGCGGGCUGAAGGAUGAUGAAAGUCACACAGAAUCAAAACUUCAACAUGAGCAAGAUAAAUCGAACUCCCUCCCUAUUCCUGCAGUUUCAAAGCGAAUUGUGCUUGGUGAUUCUGUCUGUAAUUUGGCAGGAACAUCUGACCACACAAGUGGCAUUAUAGAGCUCAAGGGAGAUAAAAAGGACUUGUUCAGUAAAACUCCUGAGAUUGGUAACGAUGGUACCAGUGAGCUCCGGCAUCGUAGCAGAGGGGAUCUGGCAUCAGAAGCUUCACAGAGAGCACCUCGACAUGGAUUAGAUCAAUACUUAUCAAGAUUUGAUGAAGCUAUGAAGCUAAGAAACCAGCUGAUGAAUGAGAAGCCUAGUCAAGAGAAUGGGAAUGCAGUGGAGGAAUUUGAUUCUUUUCGCAUUUUUAGAUUGGUGGGAUGUGCGCUUCUUGCCAUAGGAGUUAGGGCUUUUGUGUGCAAGUACUUGUCAAUAUUUGCACCAUUUCUUACUCUACAACUUGCUUAUAUGGGACUGUCCAAAUAUUUUCCAAAGAGUGAAAAGAAGAUGAAAACUACGGUAUUAACUGCUGCUCUUUUACUGUCAGGAAUCCCUGCAGAAGUGAUUAGCCGCUCCAUGGAUACCUAUAGCAAAAUGGGAGACAUUUUCACAGAUCUCUGUGUUUAUUUCUUUACUUUUAUCUUCUGCCAUGAACUGCUUGUUUUUUUUGGUUCUGAAGUGCCGUGAUGGCUGUAGAACUCAAUACAGUAGUUACACAAAAGUUUUCCGUUCUGUAUUCCUAUAAUAUCGCUGGGUAUGCCACACAGGUUUAUACCUUACUUAAUUCUUACCUAUUCAAAUGCUUGAAAGCGGUUAAAUCCACUCAUAUGAAUGGAAGAACAGGGUCCCAGGUUUGGGGUUGUAUUAGUACAGUUUAUUCAAUUUCUAAUGUGGAGAUUAGAGUGCAAGUGUCAGUGAUUUAUAUCUUUUGCUUAUUUAGUUAGAUGUCCUUUUCACCGUACCCCAAGCAUCACUUACAUUGUGUCACUUUCUUGUUGACUUGGUAGUGUGAGAACACAACAGAACUGGUGUGCUCUCAACAGAACUAUUUAUACAUUGUGACAGGACUUACCUAAAGACUGCUCCCUGUCUAUUACUUCUGUUUUUUUAAAUUUAAAUAAAGUAAAAUGUACCCAUACAUUCUAUUGUUCAAACUCUGAAUGUUGAACAAAAAUAGCCUCAGCCCACACGCCUGCUGCUUCUGCAGCAGUUUGGUGAUGCGCCACCUCAUUGUCUUGCUCUCAGUUGAAGUCCUCAUUCUCUCUGUGCAUAAGUUAUGUUAUAGCCAUGACUGAUUUCAAGUGAGGAAACCGGAGCAAAACAACUAAGCAAAAAAAUCCUGUUGUCCUACAAAUGUCGUUCUUCAAGAAGUAAGAAGACAUAGAAACUAUGCUAAUCUCAUAAUGUUUCCCUGAGCAUUUGGCAGCUCUCUAAUCCUAGUAGUAUCCUAACCCUAGUUUUACCCAUGCUUUCAUCUUGACCUCGGUUUACUACUCUCUCUAGAGGGUUCACUUUCUACAGUGAAAGCAGCACUCAAGAAGCCCGAGUCUAAAGCAGUUGCUUCAUAUUUAUUAAAAAUGUCUGUGUUUUGGUCAACCGCUAGUUAACCAGGGGACUACAUAUUUUGACUAUGUAUAUCUUCUCUGUAUUUCUCUCCCUGUGUUUAUUACUAAAGACAUUUGCAUGUAAACAGGAUCUUAAUUGCAUGGGAGUUCUGCUCCGCUGCUUAAUACUGCUACUGCUCAACAGCAUAA